UUUCCUGCUUGUUUUUCGGCUUUCGCUUAUUAAAUGUGGCGUGCACGUGUUGGUAAACUGACGCACACAGACGCGGCCACUCACACUCACACUCGCGCAGACACGACAGUCGCCACACCAACACAGGCGCACUUUGGACUCGCACAGACACGCUCGGCAGACAAUGUGAUUCCGCCAUUAAUAUUAACGUUAAAGGAGCAACAACAAAAUGCUCAUCAAACAUGCGGCGUUUAGUAGGCACACACACACACACACACACACACACACACUACACGCACGCUUAUAAAAAAGACAAAUGCCUGAGCGAGUGUGUGUGUGUGAGAGAGUGAGCGAGAGCGCUGUCGGCCAUUUCCUUUCGUCUUUCGCCUCUUUCCGGUGCGUUGAAUGUUUCGCUUUCCGUUUUCGUUCGCUGCUUGUUUUUUCUUUUUCCACUUUUUUUUUGGUGUCUUUCAGUUGGCGUCGAGCGUUUCCUUAAGGCAAACGCAGCUUUGAUUUGCCUUCCGCGUGUGCCGCUCCGCAAAAGGAUAUAUAUUUCGAAAAUAUCUGAAUAUUCGUGUCGUGUGUGUGUGUGUGUUUUUCGAUCACUGAUUUUACUGACUGGUGAUAAUGGCUCUGGUGGCCCAUCGGAUGAUGUUGCCGGCGCGGCAUCGACGCAGCACCACCCAGCAGGUGGCCCGCAACAAGGUGGGCGUGCUGCUGGUGCCCAGUGUGGCGGAUUACUACGGCGCGGAGGUGGCACCCGGACUGGCCACGCCCCUGCCCACUCCGGCCGCCUCCCAGCUGCACCUGCCACAGGAUGCGGCAGAAGCAUCGGGCGAUGGCAGCGCCACAAAAGUGAGUGCAACAAGUCGGUGCAACGACCCACAUUCGAUUGACUGUGUGGGAAUGCGUGGAUUUUCCUCCGGGGAUUUCCCACAAAAUAGCAGCUUCGCUUUCUCUAAGGAUUUCGAGCCAGCUGCCUAUGUGGAAGUCCGCAAUGGCAGUCGGCUCAGCCAAUCACCCGAAAAAUCACCUGGCGGACGGGAAAACGAGAUCAUCAGGUCGGCUGCCAAGGAGCACGAAAGGGAAAUGCGACAGCGAUAUGUGGAGAACCCCAGCAGUGAUCGUGGCCAAAAACUCAAACAUAAAACUGAAUACGACUGA
Molecule: messenger RNA, 1143 nt
Organism: Drosophila santomea
Lineage: Eukaryota; Metazoa; Arthropoda; Insecta; Diptera; Drosophilidae
Exons: 2
Coding region: 607-1143 (178 amino acids)
Source: RefSeq, a predicted model, not a curated record